GAGCGUGAGGUGGCACCGCGCCAGCUGUAUGCCACCGGCCGCUCCCGGUCACCCUCAUCCCCGGCCGCCUAUAUAAGGUCGCCUCCCUCUCCCUCUCGCCGUCGAGGCCGACACGUCCACAUCGCUAGCUAAUCCGCACGCGCCGCCGCCACCGCCGCCAUUAGAGCAGACGCGAGGUCGCUUGCCUUCGGGGAGGGGGGGCUUUUGAUGAUGGGGGUGGAGGCGGAGUGCGAUAGGAUAAAGGGGCCGUGGAGUCCCGAGGAGGACGAGGCGCUGCGGCGGCUGGUGGAGCGGCACGGGGCGAGGAACUGGACGGCGAUCGGGAGGGGGAUCCCGGGGAGGUCGGGGAAGUCGUGCAGGCUGCGGUGGUGCAACCAGCUGUCGCCGCAGGUGGAGCGGCGGCCGUUCACGCCGGAUGAGGACGCGGCGAUCCUCCGGGCGCACGCGCGGCUGGGCAACCGGUGGGCCGCCAUCGCGCGGCUGCUCCCCGGGCGCACCGACAACGCCGUCAAGAACCACUGGAACUCGUCGCUCAAGCGGAAGCUCGCCACCGCCGCCACGUCGUCGGCGGAGGUGGCCGAGGGCGGUGGAGAGGUCGACCCCCGGCCGUGCAAGCGCGCCAGCCCCGCGCCGGCGAGCCCGACGGGAUCGGACCGCAGCGAGCUCAGCCACAACGGCGGGUGCGGCAGCUGCCAGGUGUUCCGCCCGGUGCCCCGCCCGGGCGGCUUCGACGCCAUCGCCGCGGCGGACGUCGCGCGGCCGUCCCCGCCGCGGCCGCGAGACGACGACCACGACCCGCUCACCUCCCUCUCCCUCUCGCUCUCCCUCCCGGGGCAGCAGCAGCAGCAGCAGCAGCACGACCAGGGCUUCCACCACGACAGCGCCCGGAGCCACUUCCAGGAGCUCUCCCCCUCCCGCUCCCCCUCGCCGCCGUCGCCGGCGGCUCCUCCACCUCCAUACCCAUUCAACGCCGAGCUCGUCUCCGCGAUGCAGGAGAUGAUCCGCGCGGAGGUGCGCAACUACAUGGCCGGCGUGGGGCUCCGCGCCGGCUGCGGCCCGGGCGCCGUGGCCGAGUCCUGCAUGCCGCAGCUCGUCGAGGGCGUCAUGCGCGCCGCCGCCGAGAGGGUCGGCAUAGUGACCCACCAAUAAACAAACCAAAACCAAAAAAAAAAUAGAGAAAAAAAUCAAAUCAAAGAUCCCGGUGCAAAUUCACCCCAAACCCGGCGAAGUUCACCUGUCAACUAUGUGAUCUCGUGUAGUAUUAAUUAGCGGUAGAAUUCUCCUGUUCAUCUUUGGAUCUCUUCUGUAAUUUGGAGUAAAUUCUUCUGCUGCUCUGAAACAGAGCAGCGAAGUGAGGUAGUGAACAAAAAAUUCAGAAGCGAAAUGCCAUCUUGCUACUACUUGUA
Molecule: messenger RNA, 1406 nt
Organism: Oryza brachyantha (malo sina)
Lineage: Eukaryota; Viridiplantae; Streptophyta; Magnoliopsida; Poales; Poaceae
Product: transcription factor MYB44-like
Exons: 1
Coding region: 208-1149 (313 amino acids)
Biological process (GO): regulation of DNA-templated transcription
Cellular component (GO): nucleus
Molecular function (GO): RNA polymerase II cis-regulatory region sequence-specific DNA binding; DNA-binding transcription factor activity, RNA polymerase II-specific
Source: RefSeq, a predicted model, not a curated record